AUGGAGGAAGAACGAGAGAAAAGUAGUGCAUGCGGAGAAUAUAGUGCUGAGACUGAGACAGCGACGGCGGCAUCGAUGUCAGAGCCGACCGGAGAGGAUGGCGCUGAUUCUGGUGAACCUACGGAAGGCAUGGAGAGCCUGAUCAUGAAGCUGAAAAGUGAUAAGAUACAACUGAAACGCAAUCUAACGAAUACCCGACGUGGGUUGACGAUAGGAAUGCGCGACAAUGAGGUCGACGCUGUGGGUGCAGGACACCUUUACGAUGAGCUGUGCUGCUGUGAGCAAGCAGUAACAGCAGUGCUUUCCGAGCUGAAAAGAAAAUAUGAAUUCGUAAACGAUAAAAGGAACGUGAUACGGACUUUGGAGGAAAUGGAGGAAGUCGAUCGCGAUGUGCAGACGGCAAUUGACAGAUACGACGAGUUUGUAGAGUUGUGGACUGCAAGAGCGAAGCAGUAUGGACAGGCUCAAGCAGCACAGAGCCAGUUUGAACGAGGGGAGUCGUUUCCUUUACUGGGUGUGGAUGAAUUCGGACUACGCCAAGGCAGUAGAUCAACUAGUGGAGUCGGUUUACGACAAAUGCAGAGUGAACUGAGUGCGCUGACCAUGGAAACAGAUCGCAGGACUGGACUGCUACUGGAAAGAUCACCGUCACGGAGGACGCCGAGAGGCUUUAGUACUGAUGACAGCAAGGACACAGCAGCUGAAGAGACCAACACCAGUCCAAAACCGGGUGAGCAAGGAGCUGAUCAAACGGAGAAUAGCCUUCCCCCUGCACACACCACUGAGUCUGUCACCAGCCUCCCCAGUUCAAGUCACAGUGUACAGUCUAGUAUCACGUCUUGUACUACCACUGCACAGCAUGUACCUGUCACAAGCUCAAGUGUGACUAGACCCAUACCUAGUUCUGGACAAGCUGUACCUGUGAAGGACCAUGUUUCUCUGGUCAAAUCUAGUACCAGUCAGCCAUCUAGCCUUGCUAGCAUUCAUGCCAGACUUGCAGGCCCAAGCAGUGGUCAUGUAGGCAAGUCUGUGUUGAGUGUUGGAUCUUUUCCAGGACAUCCUGGAGCUAGCCUCAACUUUCAGGCCCCUGCGUUCCGGCCUGCAGCUCAACCAGUAAGCAGCAGAGCACCUGUGUACGGCACUGGGUUGCCCAGCAGUGAUGUCUUUGGAAGGCUGAAGAAAGUAGCUGUUCCGACCUUCAGCGGAGAUGUGCGGAUGUACGAGACCUGGAAGGCCGCCUUUAUGGCAUGCAUUGAAACUGCACCCGUCUCUCGACAACUUAAGCUUCUACAGCUUCGGCAGUAUGUUACUGGUGAGGCACUCAGAGCAAUAGAGCAGCUUGGCUACACCGCAGAGGCAUACAGGAUAUCCCUGGAGCGGCUUGAAAGAAAAUUCGGCGGACAACGACGUCAGGUGGCUAUACAGCUGGAAACAUUGGAAGCAUUCCAGCCGAUACAGCGCUACAACCCGCAAGCACUGGAGAAGUUUGCAGAUUUGCUCGAGAUUGCCGUAGUGAACCUCAAAGAUGCAGGUCGCCACAUGGAGCUACAGAACGGCACAUUCUUCUCCCGUCUCCUGAGCAAGCUGACGAAGCAGAUGGUGGCUCAGUACCAACGUUGGUUGUACGAGCACCAGCAAACCGAGGAUGUGUUAUCAUUGUUGAAAUGGGUGACACUGGAGGCUGAAUUCCAGACUACGGCAACGGAGAUAGUAGACGGUAUCCAGAAGUCGGCAUCAUCCCGGCCAAGUAGCCAUCGCUCGUUGCAGCAGCGCAACGCUCAUACACACUUGGCAGACGGACAGACGGCACGAGACGAGGAGACUUCUUUCAUAUCCUCUCGCGCCACUUGUCCAGAAUGCAGCGGGAGCCAUGGCAUUUGGGAAUGCUCCACCUUCAAAGGACACGACACAGGCCAACGGUGGACAAGAGCAAAGGAAUUAAGCCUGUGCUAUCGCUGCCUGGGAACAGGGCACAGAGGCGACAAGUGUCCUCGAACUCGCACUUGUGGUGUCGAUGGUUGCCAAUGGAAUCAUCAUCGUCUACUACACGGCUUGGCACGAUCAGAUUUUGAGAUCAGGAAGAAGCCGAGAGCCGAUGGCAAGGAAAGGAGUUAUGACAAAGCAAACACCAAGGCUGAACAAGGACACUGUGGCGUCGCAACAGCGCAUGAGACUCCAACGGAAGGGGAGUCCCCCCAGCAAUGCAGCAAUGCAACAGCCGAGACGAGCUACACCAGUUUACGCACUGUGCCUGUCGUUCUCAGGUCCGGUAGUAAGCGGCUCGUCGUCAAUGCGCUUCUGGACGACGGAAGUACCAACACCUUCAUCCAUGAAGACGUUGCCACAGCGCUAGGAAUGAGUGGUGAGCAGCAUGACAUGACUAUCAAUAUGCUGAAUGGAAAGCGGAGCACUUUCAAAUCCAUGGACGUGGAGUUCGAUAUCGCCAAUAUUAACGGUCAAUCACGGACAACCGUAGUCGGACUCACAACUCCCAACCAGGUAACAGGACGUCUGCAGCUAACGGACUGGAGUAGCAAGAAGAUUGGCUAUGAGCACUUGGCUGAUAUACCGUUUCUGGAACCGGCCACCCCUGAAAGGAUCGAGCUGCUCAUUGGCGUCGACAAUGCCGAGCUUCAUCGUGCGUUGUAUGAAGUGUCUGGACCAGCCGGAGAGCCCAUCGCGCGUCUCACACCUCUCGGAUGGACCUGCGUCGGAGCAGAGGUUAGCCGUGGCGGGGGCACAAACCACUGCUGCAGCGCUAACAUCGCCAGCAGCGAGACCCUCCUGAGUGUGGAUAAGACUUUGCGACAGUUCUGGGAAAUUGAGCAAGUGACCAGCCCAGAACACCCCAUGUCACCGGAAAACCUGGACGUCCUGACAGCGACAAAGAAACGAAUGACGUUCACCAAUGGUCGCUACUGUGUCGGGAUGCCAUGGCGGGCAGAUGCAUCACGGCCCACCAACAAUUACGACAUGGCAGCGAAGAGACUUGCGCAAACACAGAAGAGGCUGAAACGGGUCCCAGAAAUUGCAGAGCGCUAUGCAGAAACCAUUGAGAGUUACGUGAGAAAAGGGUACGUGGUGAAGGUGAAUGCAAACCCACGUGAAGCAGGAUCGUGGCUCCUUCCACACUUCCCGGUUGUCCGACUGGACAAAAGUACGACGAAAGUUCGCAUUGUGUUCGACGGGUCAGCUAAGCAUGAUGGCACCGCCCUCAACGACCUGCUGCACACCGGUCCGAAGUUACAACGUGAUCUAUCGGCUGUUCUGCUCAGGUUUCGGCGGCAUCCGAUCUGCAUUGGCUGUGAUGUUACGGAGAUGUAUCUACAGGUUGAAGUCAGAAAAUCAGAUCGGCCAUAUCUGAGAUUCCUGUGGAAUACAGACUUGCAGUCGGCUCCAGACGUGUACGAAUUCAACCGGGUGGUAUUCGGUCUGAACUGCUCCCCGUUCUUAGCGCAACUGGUCGCGCGAGAGCACGCUAAGACACUAGAUCCAGAAUUCGCCCGUGCAGCCGAGAUGAUGCUCGAAUCAACUUACAUGGACGACGGUAUGGACUCAGUCUCUACGAUUGCCGAGGGUGUGGCCCUGUACAAGAGUGUGACAGCAGCAUGGAAGGGAGCAGGCAUGGCAGUGAGGAAGUGGCUGUCGAAUGCUCCGGAGCUGUUGGGUCACAUACCCAGAGAAGAUCAGGCAACGCAACUCAGCCUGAACGGAGACGGCCCAUCCCAGAUUAAGACUCUAGGGAUCAGUUGGUUGAGCGACAGCGACAUGUUCAGCUUUCAGGCUGUCAUACCACCUGACGAUAUGAUGAUGACGAAGAGGAACAUCCUCCGAAAGAUCGCGACGAUCUUCGACCCGCUAGGAUUUCUGGCACCAGUGAUCAUCCGUGCCAAGAUACUGAUGCAAGAGAUCUGGGCUAGCGGUGCAACUUGGGACGAAGUGCUUCCCGUCGAACUGAGCUCACGUUGUAGACAGUGGUUCCAGGAUCUCCUUGCACUGAGCUCAAUUCAAGUGCCACGCUGCUUGCAGGCCAUUGCAGGCGCUACACCGCAAGAUGUCGAGCUUCACGUAUUUGGCGACGCAUCAGAGUUAGCGUAUGGUGCCGUCAUCUACCAACGUAUCCGCUACGCCUCCGGCGAGAUCAGCACCGUAUUUGUGUCUGCUAAGUCACGAGUUUCGCCAACUACCGCCACAAGCAUCCCACGGCUCGAAUUGAUGGCUGCUGUGCUGGGAGUCGAAAUGGCCAACGAAGUAGCCAAGGUGUUGCAGAUCAACCCGCAGAACAUCAUCUACUGGACUGACAGUAUGGACGUGAUCUGGUGGAUCCGUGGCCGGAGUCGCUUGUUCAAGACGUUCGUUGCCAACAGAGUGAGCACGAUUCACCAGGCAAGCAGCCCAGAUCAAUGGCGGUAUGUCCCUACGGCAGAGCACCCGGCUGAUAUUGUGUCGAGAGGAUGCGCCCCAACAUCGCUCACGCCGGACAGUAUGUGGUGGACCGGUCCUAGCUUCAUGGCCAAGCCGUCUGAUGACUGGCCAGUACGACAGUUACCUACAGCCCAAGCAAAGGAAACAAAGUCCAUGAAGGAGACCGUUCUGAUGAGCAGCACUGAGACGGGUACUGAUGAUGAGGGCACAGGCGCAACAGAGCCCAGUGUUUGGCGACUGGAACCGCAGCGAUACUCUGAUUUGGAGCGCUUGAUUCGUGUGCAAGCGUGGGUGAUGAGAUUUCUUCACAACGCUCGCGCGCCACACGAACGCCGCGAACUGGGUGAAUUGACAGUGGACGAAUUGAGCGAGUCUGAGUUGAUGCUGGUGAAAUCAGCGCAAGAGUCUGAGUUCCGAGAUGAGAUCAAGGCCAUCAAGAAGGGACAACCUGUGAGUUCCCAGAGCAAGAUUGCAGCACUCCAUCCACAGUUAGAUGACAGUGGUUUGCUGCGUGCAAGGAGUCGUCUUCAGUACGCGGACUUCUUGCCCUCUGACACGAUCUCACCGAUCAUCCUUCCCAGGACGCAUCCAACGACUAAGCUUGUGAUCACGCGGAUCCAUGGCAAAGGUCAUCACGCACUCGGCAACAAUCAAGUUCUGAACGAGUUAGUAAAGCGGUUCUGGGUUGUCGGUGCACGCGAAGCAGUCAAGGAAGUGGAUCGUCAAUGUCCUGAAUGCCAACGCCGAAAGGCCAAGCCUGCUAAGCAGCUCAUGGCGCCACUGCCAACACUCCGGAUUGAACCCGGCACCCGUGCGUUUGAAAGGGUUGGAAUCGACUUUGCAGGACCGAUGUACACCAAGCAGGGACGCCGAGCGCAGGCAAAGAGAUGGCUGUGCAUCUUCACCUGUCUUGCCACACGCGCUAUCCACAUCGAAGUAGCGUAUGGUCUUGAUACUGGAAGCUUUCUGAACUGCUUCUUCCGAAUGGUCGGACGACGUGGCGCCCCACACGAGGUGCUCACUGACAAUGGCACGAACUUUGUUGGUGCAGUAACCGAGCUACGCGAGUUGAGAAGUGAACUGGACGAGAAGAAGAUCAUCAAGGCAACCAACGGUCAACGGAUUCAGUGGCACUUCAACCCACCCGCAGCACCGCACUUCGGAGGACCAUUUGAGGUCAUGGUGAAGGCUGCCAAACGAGCACUGUACGCCAUUCUGAAGUCAGGUGACAUCACAGAUGAGGAGUUAGUGACGGCAACGAUUGGAGCAGAACACCUGAUCAACAGUCGGCCCUUGACAACGGUAACUUCAGAUGCCAGAGACUGUACUCCUAUCUCUCCAAGUGACUUGCUGCUAGGCGACGCGAGCCACAGUAUUGAUGUACCCGGUGAUGACCCAGCAGCUAGCCUGAGGAGACGCUGGAGACGAGUCCAGGAGCUGGUCAGACAUUUCUGGGCAAGAUGGAUGCAAGAAUGGCUGCCCAUGCUGAGUGGUCGUGCCAAAUGGAAGAAACCCUACAACAACGUGCAAGUCGGUGAUGUCGUUAUCCUACUCGCCAAAGACACACCACGUGGUCAGUGGCAGCUGGGACGAGUUGUCGAUGUUCACCCAGGACGUGACGGGCUGGUACGAGUCGUGGACGUAAAGGUGAAGAACACCACGCUACGUCGCCCAAUAAGCAAGAUCUGCCCGCUGGAAGCAUAUCAGUGA
Molecule: messenger RNA, 6135 nt
Organism: Sycon ciliatum
Lineage: Eukaryota; Metazoa; Porifera; Calcarea; Leucosolenida; Sycettidae
Exons: 1
Coding region: 1-6135 (2044 amino acids)
Biological process (GO): DNA integration
Molecular function (GO): nucleic acid binding; zinc ion binding
Source: RefSeq, a predicted model, not a curated record